Corticium candelabrum is the source of this 2231-nucleotide messenger RNA. RefSeq lists its product as uncharacterized. Lineage: Eukaryota; Metazoa; Porifera; Homoscleromorpha; Homosclerophorida; Plakinidae. The coding region runs from base 126 to 1217 and encodes 363 amino acids. The transcript has 10 exons. The record is from RefSeq and is a predicted model, not a curated record.
CGUGCGAUGACAACACAGAUGAAGAGGUUGAUGCUGGACGUUCUGAAAAUGAAGAAAAUCAAGGUUUCCUUUUUGCGACUCAUGUUGUACAUGAUGAUAAGCAUUACUAUGAUGAACAGCUGUAUAUGGGAUCACCAAUGACUGAAGCGGACAGUAUCUUGUUGGUUUCUCUCUUUAUCUCCACGCAUAGCCUAUCAGACGUGGCUCUAAGUGAUUUGUUGAAACUCAUUUCUCAGCACUGCCUUGUACCCAAUAAAUGCACAACAUCAAUUUAUAGAUUUAGACGAAUCAGCAACCAACUCUUGUUUAAGAACCACCAAUUCAAUUGUCAGCCAUCAAAGAAGCUUGUAUGUAGUAUUUGUCAUGAAGAAAUCUCAGGCUUGUUUUGUACUAAAGAACGCUACAUGGGUCUAAGGCAACAUCGUGACAAAUCAUGUGAACUGUUUACACUGGCUCUCCAACCACAACUUACAAGGCUUAUAGCAGAGCAUGGUGAUGAAAUUGCUCGAUGCAAGAGUAAUGGAACUGAUCAAAUACAAGAUGUUUCUGAUGGUCUUCGGUUUCAGCGUGUUAAGGAAAUUGCUGGCAAGUUUUCUGUAAGUUUGAUUUUAAACGCUGAUGGAGCUCCAGUGUUUAAGUCAUCACAACAAUUAGUCUGGCCGUUGUCUUGUGUUGUUGCAGAACUACCACCUAGAUUAAGGUAUGAUGUUGACAAUAUGAUACUUGCCGCAAUUUGGUGUGGGAGAACAAAACCUCAAAUGGCUAUAUUUUUGAAUGCUUUUGUUGAAGAAGUAAAGCAACUAUCAGUUGAAGGAAUAAAAUUGACGUCGGCUAUUGGGGAAGAAGCUACUUGGGAGGUUCAAGCACUGCAAGUUGUUGCGGACUUGCCUGCCAAAGCACAGCUUGUGAAUCAUAUGCAGUACAAUGGCUAUUAUGGAUGUACAGUUUAUGGUGUCAAGGGUAAGGCCGUGCUUUCAGAUCUACUACAAAUUCCAGAAGAUGUGCCUGUUGAUUACAUGCAUGCGAUUCUUGAAGGAGUUGUUCCACAGCUGCUACAGCUAUGGUUUUCUUCAGAGAACCACAGCAAAGACUACUACCUUGGGAGACAUAAGAGAGAGAUUAGUAGAAUGCUUGUAAAAAUAGGUGUUCCUCAUGACUUCAAACGAAAGCCUAUUAUACUUUAUGCUACCAAUAGUUCGCCAAUUCUUGACAGAUAAUUAUCACUGCCAUUUUGCCCUUUUGGUUACUGCAGUUUAUACUUUGCUGUCUUCUCCGAGCAUGAACGAUAUUAAGAAGUCUGGUGUAAUGCUUGAGUAUUUUGUGCAAGAGAUGGAAACUCUAUAUGGUGAAACAGCAAUGACAAUGAAUGUGCACAGCCUUUGUCACUUAGAGAGACAAGUGAUUGAUUUUAGCCCUUUAUGGACAAACUCUAUGUUCUCUUUUGAGAAUAUGGUAAAAGAAGUAGGAGGUCUAUUUACGGGAACAAGAGGUGUUGCUGACCAGAUGGUUCAAAAAUUUUUUUCAAGACAACAGCUGGUCUGAUUGAGUAGACAGUCUCAGGCACCAUCUGUUGUGGAAGAGUAUGCUUGUCAUCUUCGAAUGAGGAGAACUCCCAAUUUACGGGGGAACACUGUGACAAUUGAAAAUGGAAUUGAGUUUUUUCUUCCAGUAGAAGAACAACAACCACUUUCAAACUUGGAAAUACAAGCCAUCACUGCCUUGACAGGAACAGCACCACUGUUGGCUGGUACAGCAUGUCGGGCCAUAGUGAGACAUGAAGUUUUUCAUUCACUUCUUUACCAGAGAUGUGGUAGCAGUUCAAGCAUGGUAGUAGAAAUUGAGAGUGCCACUCUCCUUUAUGGAAAAGUUCUGAAAUUUGUUCUUGUUGAAUCGACAGCAGUUGCAAUAGUACAAUGAUACCAUAGGCAUCAAUCUAACAUUUGUAAGGAUGGUCAGCAAUUGCCAACGUUAUCGCUGCUAAGACGAUUUGUUCGAGACAAUUGUCUCGCAUCAUUCUACAUGCCAGUGGAAGAGAUAGAUGAACUGGUUGCUGUGUACUGCAGUAAAAUAAGUAAAAAGUGCAUUUUUGUUGCUGACAAUGAUUUUAGUGACAAUGUAUGUGGAUUUUUGGUGCCGGUUUUAAGAGAUUAUCGUGUGUAAAGUGUGCAAACUGUAUUAGUAUUAGUAGCUGUAGCCUAGAAUUGAAUAAUAUUGGCAAGAGUUGUGGAAGA